AUGGGCAUCAAAGGUAUUUACAAAGAGCUCGGUCCGGGCAAGCGGAUCUCGCUCUCCAAGCUUGCCGCUGACAGCUUGGAGUCCGCAAACCGACCGUAUCGCAUGGCUAUUGACUUUGCAAUAUGGCACUUCCAGACACAGGCUGCACAAGGUGGUACCAAUCCGGCAUUGAGGACUCUGUUCUAUCGCCUAGUUCGACUCCUCGGGACCCCAAUACAACCAAUCUUUGUGUUUGAUGGGUCAAAUAAGCCCAUAUUUAAACGAAACAAACGAUCAGGACGAGGCGACGGCGCUACAACGGCAGCGGCGAAGCACCUGAUACGAUUGUUCGGAUUUCCUAUCCAUGAUGCCCCCGGCGAAGGAGAAGCGGAAUGCGCCCUCCUCCAGCGACACGGGAUAGUUGAUGCUGUUCUCAGCGAAGACGUCGAUACCAUAAUGUUUGGAUGCACAAAAACCCUCCGUAAUUGGUCUUCCGAAGGGAAAACUUCCACAGCACCAACCCAUGUUUCUCUAUACGACGUUGAGGACAUGGCGUUGGGAGACCUAGGUCUUGAUCGUGAAGGCAUGGUGUUAGUUGCAUUAAUGAGCGGCGGUGACUAUCUUCCGGACGGAGUACCCGGAUGUGGUGUAAAAGUAGCCUGUGAGGCGGCCAAAGCUGGCUUUGGAAAAUCAGUUUGCCGUCUAAAGGUAUCCGAUAAAGACGGUAUACAAGCAUGGCGGAAUUCUCUACGACAUGAGUUACAAACCAACGAAAAAGGCUAUUUCAGAACGAAGCACAAGGCGUUAACGAUACCAGAAGACUUCCCCAACAUCGAAGUCCUGCGCUACUACACCCACCCAAUAGUGUCUUCCGAAUCCAGUAUUGAGGCUAUUCGUCAAACAAUGGAGCAAAAGCACGUAUUUCAUCUAACCGCAUUGCGCGAGUUUACGCGAGAGAAUUUCGACUGGGACUACCGUAUAGGGGCUGUCAAGUUUGUCCGAGUUCUAGGACAGGCAAUGCUUGUUCGCGACUUGGCCAAUUCCCAAAUUGCCGCCCAGCAUGUUAAACGCAUUUCUGGGCGACGAACACACUUUAGCACAGAUGGCACACCCGAACUACGCUUGGCUUUUAUCCCUGAAGAAGUUGUCCCCAUUGAUUUGGCAAAAGAAGUUGACGAAACUGUCAAUCCUGGCCGAACGGGAUUGGCGUUGAACAGCGACGAUGAGUUCGACACUCCUGAGGGCGUCCCCACCAUUAACGCUCCAAAACUGUUUGACAUUUCCAAACCCGAUCUCGCCUGGGUGCUGGAAGGUUUGGUGAAAAAUUCUGCCUCCGACGUUUUCCAAGAAUGGCAAUUGAAAGAACAGGCCAAGGCUGUCCGACGAUCUCCUACAAAGACAAAGAAAAAAGCCGGUAUAACCAAAGCUCUCAAAGGCUCCGAUAUGCCUCGAGGCUCACUUGACAAGUAUGUCACAGCCACAAAGGCAGCUCUUGCCAGCAGCCAAGGUUCUUCCAAAGCUCUUGAGCCAAGUUCAUCACUCCACAAGAGCCUUGCGCGUCCCAAAGCCACGCCAAGCAUAAGUAAGCAAUCCUCGUCCUCGCCUACGAGGAGUCCGAAAACAACGGCAACCAUUGAGGUAAUCGACAGCUCACCAGUCAUGCCUAGAUCCCCCAGGAGGCAACCAGACGCGAUCUAUAUUUCAUCAAGUCCCCCAGCGCCGGCAUCCCGUUCUCCUCCUGCAUCUCCUUCCCCGUCAGGUUCAGUUUAUAGUACGGCUUCCAAACUCCCACAGUCUCAAGAGGUUCCCGAAUCAAUACGCUCGAUUCUUCAGGCGAGCCAUUGCUCUAAGAGCCUGAAAAAUCCACUACAACGGCAAAGACAACAUCAGGAGCCUAAAACAAACAGCUUGACGUUGAAACAGUCUUCUAUGGAACUGUUUCUCAGUAAAUCCAAGAGGAAAGCCACCGAAAAGCGAGUAAUACUGAUAAACAAGGAAGGGGAAGGGGAAGGGGGAACAAAUUCCGACUCGGACCUGGAAUCAAUAUCAGCGCCAGCACGGUCUCCCUCACCUAUUCAGCCUGUCUUAAAUCAGGAGACGGCUGCAGUUGGUCAGGGGGCGUCGUGUUCGAGGGGACCGGGGCCAUCACCCAAGAAGAAGCUUUCUAGGGCAAGGCCUUCAGGUUCCGGCUUUUUCGAGGAAGUCGAAUUGGAUGAAGAUGAGCGCAAUGCGGAAUUAAAUACAAAGUUGAGCAGAAAGGGAGCCGCCGUUCGGUGGAGUGAUGUAUCAAUCAUUGAUUUGACAGCCACUGAUAAAUAG
Metarhizium robertsii ARSEF 23 is the source of this 2298-nucleotide messenger RNA. RefSeq names its product flap structure-specific endonuclease. Gene Ontology annotation, biological process: regulation of DNA-templated transcription. Gene Ontology annotation, molecular function: sequence-specific DNA binding; DNA-binding transcription factor activity; crossover junction DNA endonuclease activity. NCBI's taxonomy places the organism in Eukaryota, Fungi, Ascomycota, Sordariomycetes, Hypocreales, Clavicipitaceae. The transcript has 3 exons. The coding region runs from base 1 to 2298 and encodes 765 amino acids. The record is from RefSeq and is a predicted model, not a curated record.